AUGUCAAGCAGCGUGGACGAGCUUCUCCGCAAGCUCGGCCGCGUGCGCGACCCCGCACUCGACGCCCUACCAUCUGUCCCCGACCCAUUCUCAGGUACCAGCUUUGACCUUGGCGCUACUUUCCCAACGGCAACCUCCCACCGUGACCCCGAUCUUGGCCCCACGGAGGAGUCUUCUGCAUCCACUCGCCGUCGCUUCCUUGACAGCUCAAGCUCUGUCGAUGGCCACGGUUUCUUGAACCACCACGUCGGCGAAAUCUGGUCGCCCAGUCGGGCGUUCACUCCGACAAUCCCAGCAAUCCCCUUCUCUCCUUCUCCCGCCCGCCACCGCCUGGCCACUGCGAACCCUUCCCCCCAACUCAACUUUGGACACAAUGCCGUCCCAGGUCCAUCAUCCAUCCCCAUCUCCCCUCCCCGUGGUGGGCCAUUCCCGUUCUCGUUAUCGCCCGAGCCGCGCCGCCACCCUCACCACCCAGAUGCAGAGGUGGAGAGCCUACCCACCCCACCCCGCAGCCACUCCAAGAACAAUGCCAAGAUCGCCUCCAUCGCGGGCCCAGCACACACAGUGACAACUUCCUGUGUCAUUCCUCUUGCCAGUGGUCACGGCCAGACGACCAGUGGACAAGCGGACCAUGUUGCGGCGGUCGCCGCCGGGCCCAGCUCGGCGCGCCACACCAAUGCCGCUCCCUCCGCCGGUCCCAGUCGCAUCGUCGACCUGAGCGACGACGACGAUGACGAGUUUGGCGACGACGAUGUGUGGAUGGAGAGUGCGCUCGCUGAGGUGAAGAGGGUCGAAGCCGCCCUUCCCCCUCGAGGAGCCACUGCGUCGCCAUACUUCACUCAGGACCAGGCUACCAGUCGUCCUGUCCCAGGCCUCCAGCUGCCUCCUUCACGCAAGAGCUCGACCUCGCCCGCAAUCAGCUUCCCCAAGUUGGCUGGAUCGCGGCCCAACUCGUCACUCGGUGGACCGCGCCCCAGCCCCGGACCCAGUGUGGCUAAACCCCAGCCCGCCAAGCCUGCCAACCCAGUUGGUAGAAGCAAGAAGGGUGGUCAACUUGUCUCGACGCAGGCUCUUGAAACCGCAGCGGAACGUCAGAUCUUCUCGUUUGAUCACUUCAACGAGAUGCAGAGCGCCAUCUUCCAGUCGGCCUACGACUCUGAGGAGAACCUCGUCGUCUCGGCGCCUACGGGCUCGGGCAAGACGGUCGUCUUCGAGUUGACCUUUCUCCAGAUGCUCAAAGACCCGUCCACCACCUUGCGCCCUCUGGCAAUCUACAUGGCUCCCACAAAGGCCCUCUGCUACGAGCGUGCGCAGGACUGGCGCAACCGGCUGUCUCCGCUCGAGGUCCAGGUCGCCGAGCUCACUGGUGAUUCAAAGAUCAACGAGAUGUACAGUGUCAUUGGAAGCGUGGACUUGAUUGUAACGACACCUGAAAAGUGGGAUUCGAUCACACGGCGCAGCUUCAAGAACAACCCCGUCAACCGUCUCCGGCUCAUGAUGAUUGACGAGGUGCACCUCCUCCACGAGGACCGCGGACCCACCCUGGAGGUCGUGGUUGCUCGUAUGAAGAAGGCCACCAGCAACGAGGUCCGCAUAGUGGCCGUCUCCGCCUCGGUGCCCAACAUUGACGAUGUGGCGCGGUGGAUCGGUCCCAAGGAUCCUAACCUUUCCAACCCUACUCCAGACUCUAUUGACAACAUGCCAAAGGCGGCUGUGUUCCAGUUUGGCGACGACUACCGACCCGUUCCCCUCAAACGCUUCACUUACGGCUAUGACGCCUACAACGACUUUGCCCUGGCGACCAAGCUUGACAAGGAACUGUUCCCCAUACUCGUGCGCCACAGCGAUGGUCUUCCCAUUGUUGUUUUCUGCCCGACCCGCAAGGCGUGCAUGUCAACAGCCGAGGCCAUAAACAAGGCCUACGAGGCGGCCUUGGACGGUCGUCGCCGUCUUCCGUGGGAUUCUUAUAAGAACCAGCGCCUCGUCCUCAAGGACCCCAAGGUCCAGGCCCUCACGCGAAACGGCAUCGCUGUCCAUCACGCCGGCUUGGAUAUUCUCGACCGCCGCGCCAUCGAGCAGGCGUUCAAGGACUCGGCCUUGCACAUGCUCGUUGCCACAUCGACACUCGCCGUGGGCGUCAACCUCCCUGCUCACCUGGUUGUCAUCCAGGGAACGUCAAUGUGGAACGGCCAAGCGUUCCGUGACUAUGCCGACAUUGACAUCCAGCAGAUGAUGGGUCGCGCGGGACGCCCCCAGUUUGAUACGUCUGGUACAGUCGUCGUCAUGUGCAACACCAACAAGCUUGCCAAGUUCCGAGAAAUGCUCAACUGUCGAACGGUUCUGGAGAGCCAGCUCCACGAAAACCUGACUGAGCAUAUCAACAGCGAGAUUGGGCUGGGCACCAUUCGGUCUCUGAAGACGGCGCAGGACUGGCUACGAGGCUCAUUCCUUGCCGUCCGUAUUCAACAAAACCCCAAGCACUAUACAAAAGCUCUUGUCAAAGACCAGUCCAAGACUUGGUGGGAGGCCUUGGACGACUACGUUGAGAACGCUCUCGAGGACUUGGAGAGUCACGAGUUUGUGGCGCUGAACACUGCAGACGACCAUGACGGCGAUGAAGUGAUCUCCACCAACCUCGGCAUGAUCAUGAGCCAGAACUUCAUCUGCUAUCACACUAUGUGCUACAUUGUCACAAUGGACAAGGAUGCCAGUCUGCGGGAUCUGAUGGAAAUUCUUGCCGGCGCCGAUGAGUUCUCCAACUUACGCAUUCGUCAAGGCGAAGGAGCAGUCUUGAACAAGCUCCGCGUCAGCCCCGAAGUGCGGUUCCACCUGGAUGAAGCUGUCAAGACCUAUGCCGACAAAGUGUUCCUGCAUCUUCAGGUCUGCUUUGGCAACAUUAGCAUGGACAAGUUUGCCACCAAGACUGAGAACGCGUCGCCUUUGCAAACCCAGGUGGUCAUCUUCAACUGCGCACCUCGCAUAGCUAAGGCCAUGUUUCUCGUGGCGGUCGAGAAGAAGUUUGGUGGUGCCGCCCGGUCCGCCUUUGAACUGGUGCGCACAGUAAACGGCAAGGCGUGGGAGGACUCGGCCUCCAUCUUUCGUCAGAUCGACAAAAUUGGUCCCAAGUCAAUCACAGUGCUGGGUUCCAAUGGCGUUCACUCGUGGGACGACCUCAUCAAAAUGGAUCCCGGACGCCUCGAGAUGUGGCUCAACCGCCAUGCACCUUUUGGCCAGGAGGUUAUCGAGCGUGCCAAGGAGUUUCCGCGGUUUACCCUCCAUAUCGAGCAAGAAGGCGUCGUCGCGUCUCCUAACGAGUACCCCAUUCUCCAGAUGCGUGUCAAGCUCGAGCAUAAGGGAAUCCUGGUCCGUAAGGCGGACAAGGGUGUACGACGUGCCAAGUCUAUCGAGCGUGACAAGUCGUACAACCUUGUGGUGCUGUUUAUUAGCUCCAAGGACAACCGUUUCCUCGAUAUCAGGAAAAUCGACACUCGCAAGCUCAACGACCGCGCCAAGGAGUUUGUUGUCGAGGCCAAGAUUCGACACAGAGACGAGACUGUCAUUGCAAUUGCAGGAGUUGAAGACAACGCCGGCUUGGCCACCACCGUCGAGUACCGCCCUCGCAUCUCUAUCACCAAGUUUCCCGAUCCGCAACUCGUGCAAGGCGAUGAUACCAGCGAAGGGCCCGCAGUCACUGCAGUCACUACUCCCACCCCUGCUCCAACGAGCAAUCGCCCCCAGCAGCAAACGUCGGACGAACGCGCUUCUCUUAACGCUCCUGAGCCACCUCGAUUCGCCUCUCGCCUGAGUGUAUCACGAAACGAAGCACAGUCCAGCAAGGCGUCUGCUCGCCCCGCCAAGGAACCCACGCCUGAGAUCUUCGAGAUCAGCGACGAGGAGGAGCUCAUUGACCUCACUGUUCCUAAGAAGAAGCGCCGUACCCCAAAGCAGGUCACAGAGCUGGUUCCAAGCAAGCGACUCAAGAUUUCGUCCAUCAUCGACGACCUGGCCCUUGAAUCUGCCGAGGUUCCACCCAAGCCUCCCCAGCCUUCAAACGUGUCUGAAAAGGUCGCUCAAAAGGUGCCCGCCAAGAUUCCGCAGCAGCCCGUCCCCAAGCUCCCCGAGACUGUCCCAGCGUCCCCGCUUGUGCGCCCUCUUGACACCAUGAUCGACAUCACAAUGGACGACGAGGACGACGACAAGGCGAGUGUCGACAGCUUUGCCGAGUUUGACCAGUUCUUUGCAAGCCCUUCCUCAGAGCCCCCCAAGCGUCCUGUCUCGCCAGCACUUCCACCAAGCAACUCGAUGGCCAUUGACGCCACGCUCGCACCGAGGCUCCUCAUCUCCAAGAUGCCGCCGACCCCCACAUCUGCCACUCCGCGUUCGCUUCUGUUCAGCCGCGAGCAGAGGGUGCCAACGCCACUGGCUCGUUCCAUCUCUGAAGUGUCCCCCGCACCCGAGUCGUUGGAGGACUGGACGGUGCCAGCGCCAGUCGCCGCCGUACCUGACGAGCCGCCCCGCGAACCAACCCCGCCGUCGGGCGCUGCAGACGACUUUGACGCCUGGAUGCGAGAGCUGCUCGGCGAGUGA
Messenger RNA from Apiotrichum porosum, 4587 nucleotides. It is a transcript of the gene MER3, whose product is annotated as Sec63. NCBI's taxonomy places the organism in Eukaryota, Fungi, Basidiomycota, Tremellomycetes, Trichosporonales, Trichosporonaceae. Bases 1 to 4587 code for a protein of 1528 amino acids. Gene Ontology annotation, molecular function: nucleic acid binding; ATP binding. The record is from RefSeq and is a predicted model, not a curated record. The transcript is spliced from 24 exons.